GCUGCACAGCACUAAUGACUUCACAUGCAUUUAAUCAGCUUGGGCUUCCAGAGCCUCCUCCUCGGGAGCAGGAAAGGUCGUGCACCCCGGGUGCAAAUGCUCCCAAAGCCGCACCCCCCCCCUUACCAAUCAUUAAUCACCACCGGGCCGGCAACAGGAGCGAGCGGCAAGCAAGCAGGAAAAGGCCAAGUCUCCGCAGCCCCCGCGGGAGCAGCGGGAAGCAGUGCUGGCCGGCUCCCUGUGGAGGCAGCUCCUUCUCUGACUACCCUCCCCGGGGAGGCCCCGGUGGAGGUGGCCAGUCCUGCACGCACUGCCCUUUCCUUCAGGAAGGUCAUUUGGUCCUGGGUGCGGGAGGCUCUGCCUGCGGCUGGGAGCUGCUGGGCUACGCGCGAGGCGGGAGCUCUGAAGAGGAGCUUCUGCCUGGUCGUCACCACGGUCUUCAUCUCUUCGCCAUGCGGCACAAGGCAUUUUGGAGUGCCCUGGAGUACACCUGCCGAUUGCUGGGCAUCUCCACCGCAGCAGUGCUGAUCGGUGUGGGCGUAGAAACUCUGCAGCGAGGACAGUUCAAAAGCCUGGCUUUCUAUCUGCUAGAGAAGAUAUGGCUGUUUGUUGCUGUGACAUAUUUGUUUCAGGGAAUUACUUAUUCAGAAGAACUCAGAAGAAUGAGGAAAGCUGUGGAUCCCAAAGCAUUUAUGAAUAUUCUAAGUUGCUCAAAUGAGCUCACUACUUACAAAGGGUACCCCCGUGAAGAGUAUGAAGUGACAACAGAAGAUGGUUAUAUCAUUACCAUUAACAGAAUACCUUAUGGCACACAGAAUCAGGGAAACCCAGCUUUGAAACCUGCUGUAUUUCUCCAACAUGGAUUAUUGGGAGAUGCUAGUAACUGGGUCACAAACCUGCCCAACAACAGCUUGGGCUUCAUACUAGCUGAUGCUGGCUUUGAUGUUUGGAUGGGAAAUAGCAGAGGGAAUCGUUGGUCCAGAAAACAUCAGAAUUAUUCCAUUGAUCAAGAUGAAUUCUGGGCUUUCAGUUUUGAUGAGAUGGCAAAGUUGAAUCUUCCAGCAGCAAUAAAUUUCAUUGUGGAGAAAACAGGACAGGAAAAGUUGUACUAUAUUGGCUAUUCACAAGGUACUACCAUCGCUUUCAUUGCAUUUUAAACAAUGCCAGAGCUGGGUCAGAAAAUCAAACUCUAUUUUACAUUGGCACCUGUCACUACUAUUAAGUAUGCUAGAAGCCCAGCAACAAAACUCCUCUACCUUCCCGAAAAGUUGCUCAGGGGUUUGCUUGGCAAAAGAGAAUUCCUUCCCCAAACUGAAUGUCUAAGAAGGCUAAUAGUCCCCAUCUGCAGCCACCGAGCUUUUGCCAGGCUUUGUAGAAGUGUCUUCUUCAGUCUGAGUGGCUGUAACCUGAAAAACAUUGACAUGAACCAAAUCAAUGUGUAUAUUGCACAAACCCCCACUGGAACUUCCGUGCAGAACAUAGUCCACUGGAGUCAGGAGGCCCAUUCAGGGAAGUUACAACCUUAUGACUGGGGCAGUUCAAAGAAGAACAUGGGAAAAUACCAACAGGCUACUCCUCCUCUCUACAACAUAGAAGAGAUGACUGUACCAACUGCGGUAUGGACUGGGGGACAAGACUUGCUCGCAGAUCCCAAGGAUGCAGCCAUUUCACUGUCUCAGAUUAAGAGGGUCAUCUAUCGCAAGAGGAUUCCUGAAUGGGCACAUCUGGAUUUCAUCUGGGGAGUGGAUGCACCUUUGCACAUGUACAACGUAAUUAUUGAUCUGAUGCAUAAGUAUCCUUAA
This is a messenger RNA of Aquila chrysaetos chrysaetos, 1802 nucleotides long. RefSeq names its product lipase member M-like. The transcript has 11 exons. The record is from RefSeq and is a predicted model, not a curated record. NCBI's taxonomy places the organism in Eukaryota, Metazoa, Chordata, Aves, Accipitriformes, Accipitridae.